UUUACAGCUAAAUAGCAAACCCUGCAGUGACCACAAGGGCUAUAUGUCGGCGCCAGUGGGUAGUGCUGUGCGCUUUCUUCCCCAUACACUAACUAGAAGUGAAAAUCAGCCUAGGAACCAAGAUUUGGCGUCCUAGUUCCCGGGCGGAAGACUCUACAGAUUACACCAGCUCUCUCUGUGGGCUCGCGGUUACCCUAGCAACAAAACUUUUCCUGUCCCCCAUAAUGACUAUAGCGGGGCGGUAAGUGACGAGUCCCGGCCGCCGGUCAGUAUGUCGCUGGGCACCUCCCUGGAAGAUUUCCGCGAUCGCUGGAGGGCAGAGAUCCGAGAAAGAAUCUCCGUUCCGGUGCCACAAAAGCGCCGACGGUCUGCCCCCAACCCGGAGCCCGAGCUGCCCUGCGAGGAGGACGUGGCCUGGAGAUGCCUCCCGGGGUCGCCGCGUCCGGACACGGAUGGAGCGGAGAAUCGGUACCUAGAGCUGGCGGAGAGCCUGCUGCAGGAGAGGCCGGCGGCCGUGUCAGCACUGGGGCCGGGAUCUCCUCAGGGGGCGCUCACCCUGGUGGAGCAGCUCAUCAGUGACCUGAAUGAAAUAAAUGAGAUACCGUUCUUUGAUAUCCAGCUGCCAUAUGAAAUUGCCCUACAAAUCUUUCAGUACUUGGACAGGAAAGAGCUGGGCAGAUGUGCACAGGUGAGCAAGGCUUGGAGAGCUCUUGCUGAAGAUGAGAUGUUGUGGUACCGUAUGUGCCAACUGGAGGGGUACUUGACUGACAGACAAGUUACAGCAUGCUCGUCUUGGAAGGAAGCUCUGAGAGAAAGACGCACUCGGGAGAGCAUGCUGAGGACAAACUGGAAGAACCGAACUGGAGCUGUUAGCCAACUGCAGUAUGAACUUGGGAAGGUGCUCUGCGAUGUCCAUGCCUAUGAUGGUGUUGUCCUCGCUGGAUACACCUCUGGAGAUGUUCGUCUGUGGGAUACGAGAACCUCAAGCCUUGCUGAAUCUUUUCUUAAAUCCUCCCAUGCUGCUCAUGAUUCUAGACUGAGCCACCAUGUAUCAUUCGUACGAAUAAGCAAGUCUUUGGCUGUGGCAGCCUAUGACAAUGGUACCAUUGAUGUUUGGAGUCUCCUGGUUGGACGGGAACCUAUCCAUCAUUAUCAGCACAACCAAAAGAUCCAAGCGCUUGCUCUGUGCCCAGAAACAGCUGCUAUAGCAACGGCUUCUAGUUUUCAAAUUAGAGUGGAGAGUCCUGAUGAUAAAGGCUACUGGAGAACUAGCUGUAAUUUCCAGACCCAGAAACUGGUAAAUUUUCUCCAUGUGAUUCAUGACUCUGAAGGAUCUCCUGUCACUGUUGCAGCUGCUGAGGAGAUGGUUUACCUCCUAAAGCAAAAUGUUCCGGAGAAAGUUCUGCACUCUACAUAUGGUCACCCUGUUACCUGCUUGGAUGUUUCAACGCAUCAGGCAGCAUUUGGAGUGAAAAGUUAUGGCUGGGUCACCCAUAGUGGCAAUAAGAUUCAUGUAUACAACCUUCAGACUGGUCAGUGCCUCACAACCUUGGGUAACUCUACCGGAGACUUCACAUGCAUCAAUCUGAAAGACAGCCCUCCUCAUCUUUUGGUCACUGGAAACAGGGACAGAAGGGUACGUGUUUACGACCUGCGUUGUAGCAAAUCUCUCUGUUCUUUCUAUGCCCAUCAACUGGGAGUCUCGGCAGUGCAAAUGGAUGACUGGAAGGUGGUUUCUGGAGGAGAGGAGGGUUUAACCUGCACGUGGGAUCAAAGAAUGGAUACGAAGCUAUGGGAAAUGCAUGCAAGACACCCAGUCCGUUACAUUUGGUUUAACUCCCAGAGUCUGAUCACUGCAAACAUUCCUGAUGAGAAGUCUCCACGUGGAGCCAGCAUCAUGGAUGAUGACCUCACUGCUCACAGAAGACAUCGAGGCACCAUUAAUGUAUAUGAAUUCUCAGUGGAUCAGACAUCUGUGGAAAGCAUCCUUCCCAUUUGUCGCUCAUCUUAUAGGGAAGUGACUGGAUACAAUUACAACAUUGGCCUGGCAGUGCCCUAUGACAAUGUGUGAAGCCAGCGUCUUUCUAAAGAACGAAAUGAACAGUUAUUUUCUUUCUCAGGUGCAAUUUUGCAAAUGACUCUUGGAGAGAUUCUGCAACACCAUUAUUGUGCAGAAUUUGCUAUUUUUUUCUGGUUUAUUUAGUCCGAUUUUAUUGUAUAUUUUGGUUCAUUUUACAAGCAUAAAGGGUAUAGUAACCAUCUAAGGAAAAUGCAGAAGAAUCCUGGUUUUAUGUAUGUAAAUAAGCUUCAGGUUUAUAUACUGUUGAAUAUUUAGUGCUGAAUAUUCUGUAUCAGAGUGCACAUAAUUUUACCACCGCUGUACAUGGUUUGGCCUGGUCAUAGAGAAUACUGCAUUGUUUUCUAUGGCCACUUGACCAGUCUUUAUUUUAAUCAUGGACUUUGUAUGUGUAAAUUUUGUAAACUGACAUAUGUAUGUAAAUGUUGUAAAAUAGACUGAUGUAUCCUACA
This is a messenger RNA of Bufo gargarizans (Asiatic toad), 2529 nucleotides long. RefSeq names its product F-box and WD repeat domain containing 8 (gene FBXW8). The record is from RefSeq and is a predicted model, not a curated record. Gene Ontology annotation, cellular component: preribosome, large subunit precursor. The transcript has 11 exons. Lineage: Eukaryota; Metazoa; Chordata; Amphibia; Anura; Bufonidae. Gene Ontology annotation, molecular function: protein binding. The coding region runs from base 272 to 2071 and encodes 599 amino acids.